Trifolium pratense (red clover) is the source of this 2125-nucleotide messenger RNA. Its product is annotated as probable lysophospholipase BODYGUARD 3. The coding region runs from base 513 to 2009 and encodes 498 amino acids. The record is from RefSeq and is a predicted model, not a curated record. The transcript is spliced from 4 exons. NCBI's taxonomy places the organism in Eukaryota, Viridiplantae, Streptophyta, Magnoliopsida, Fabales, Fabaceae.
AAUAUAGCUCAAUAACAAAUCUUUAGGCAAAAACAAAAAACAAAAACAAAAAAUAAUAUAAUUUCCUUAGAGAGGUUCAACAACCAACUACUUUCAUUUCUUCUUGGCCAACAAAUGCUGUUAAAUGAAACAAUCAAUAACUUCCAUUUAACUGUUCUCUAUGCUUCUCUGUUUUUGUGUUAAAGUUUCAAUUUAAGAGAGCCAAAACCACACGCUUUCACCAACACAACACAACACAACACCACCACCAUUUUCCACCACCACCACUCUUUAACCUCAAACAUUGUUUUUUUUCCAAACAUCCUUAAUUUCUUGUUUCUUUUGCAUUUUGCAAUUUUUAGUAAAAAAAACUGUUGCCUAUUCCUACUAUUAAUUCUUAUACUCAUUUUUUCUUCUUAACCCCAUUUCUCACAACUCUAUUUAGUGAACAUUUUUUCAUCAUCAUUGUUAUCAUCAUCACCCAUCAUUCAAAAAAAAAAAAAUCAUUUCUUUCUUAUUGUUUCAUUUUUUGCAUGCUAGAGAAAAAAGAAGAAAAUACACAAGAACAAGAAAUAAUUAUGAGUGUAAUGGGAAAAACUAGAUCCAUUUUAACAAUGAGUGGAAGAUUUAUGAAUGAAGCAAUAAGUUUCAUAGUCUUUUGUUUACUUGACCUAGUCGAUUUUACGCUAUGUUUUCUCUUUAAAUCGGUUGAUAUGUUAGUUGAAUCCGAAUGUAAACCGUGUUAUUGUUCAUCUUCGGCUAAAGAAGCAAUAACAAGUGGUGGAAAGAUCUUGGUUUCGGAGCAUGGAGGUGAAUCGAAAAUUGUUUCACUUAGUUCAACUAAGUUACAAUUGGAAGAUAUAUCUGACACGCUUUAUUCUCGUCCUUCGUUGGUUUCUGAGGUUUCGAGGUUAACUAUGAACGAAAUUAAAAAGUUUAAGUUAGAAGAUCCUGUUCUUCAUCAAUCAAAAAGGAAUAAUUACUCGCGGUGUUCGAGUUUUACCGGGAAUACUACUAUUGUGGAAAUGCUUCAAGGUAAAAUUGGGAACCAAGAUGUUCAUCCUAUUCCUAGAUGGUCAGAUUGUGAUUGUAAAGAAUGUUGUUCUUGGAUUGAUCCUUCUAGUAAACCUACAUCUCUCUAUGUUAAAUCUCAAUACCCUACCUCAGGUGAAGCAAAAGAAAAUGUGUUGUUCAUACAUGGAUUCAUUUCAUCAUCCUUAUUUUGGACAGAAACAUUGUUCCCAAAUUUUUCAAGUGUAGCAAAAUCAAGUUAUCGUUUAUUUGCAGUUGAUUUACUAGGUUUUGGGAAUAGUCCUAAGCCUAAUGAAUCAUUGUACACAUUAAGGGAACACUUAGAUAUGAUAGAGAAAUCAGUUUUGGAGGCCCAUAAAGUUCAAUCAUUCCAUAUUGUGGCCCAUUCCUUGGGAUCAAUUUUAGCUUUAGCACUUGCAGCUAAAUACCCUCAAUCUGUUAAGUCAAUUACUUUGAUAGCACCACCUUACUAUCCGGUACCUAAGGGUGAAGCACAACCUACACAAUAUGUGAUGAGACAAAUGGCCCCGAGGCGUGUGUUUCCGCCUUUGGCGCUCGGCUCGUCGUUGUUUUUUUGGUAUGAACAUAUAACUAGGAUGAUUUGUUUCCUCAUUUGCAAGAAUCAUCGUCUUUGGAUAUUUCUCGCCAGACUCAUCACUAGAAACAGGGUGAGGACUUACUUGCUUGAAGGAUUCUUUAGUCACACCCAUAAUGCAGCGUGGCAUACACUACAUAACAUUAUAUGUGGAGCUGGUGCAAAAGUUGGAUCAUAUUUGGAAACAUUAAAAGGAAAUCCAAAUUGUAAAGUUACUAUAUUUCAUGGUAAAGAUGAUUUGGUUAUUCCUACUGAUUGUAGCUAUGAUUUGAAGAAAAACUUUCCAAGUGCAACACUUAGAGUUAUUGAUGAUAAAGAUCAUAUAACUAUUGUUGUUGGAAGACAAAAAGAUUUUGCUAGAGAGUUGGAGGAGAUUUGGAGCUCUACCAACAACAAUAACUAGAGAAUUAUGUUUUGUGUUUAGAGAAGUUCUUGAACAAAUUUAAGUGUUAACUUUUGUCUAUGUAAACUCAAGUGUUGUUUGUAUCUUUUCUCAUAAAUUACAUCUUGCUUACCAAA